GUCUUUCAAAAAUCCAAUUCCGAAUUACUUGUUGUUUUCACCUUUUCCUUCUUCUUCUUUUUAACCCACAGUUUCUUUGAAAAGAUUAUAUUUUGCAGUUUGCAAGAUCUAGGGUUCUUCGUCAAUCAAAAUUUUGAGUAGACUGAACACAUGGAUAUUCCUCAAGAAAUCGACGAUUACAUAAAAGGAACGAUCGAUGAUUCCUUAGGUCUUCAAGUCUCCACGGAAUCUUUGCAAUUGAAGCUCCGUACCUCCGAAGAAACUCAGCGCCGCCUCCGCGAGAAGUAUCUGUUCCUUCUCUCAAAACUAAAAGAGAAAGAUCAAGUAAUCGAGCAAUCAAAGGCGGAAGCGAAUAUGAAUGCAGUGGCGUUGAAGAGAUUCGUGCAAGAGAAUCAGAAGCGAGCGGCAGAGUGUGCGAAUUUUUUGACCCAGUGUAACAAAUGGGAAAGAGAGUGUUUGCUUUAUGACCGUGAUAGGGAGGCGUUGAUGGAUUUUGGCAAUGAGGCUGAUGAGAGGGCAAAGAAAGCUGAGGUUAGGGUUCAUGAAUUGGAAGAGGGCUUGGGGAAGUUAAAUGAAGAAUUAAGGUUCUACAAAAACUGUUAUGAGAGCCAAGGGCUUGAUUCAUCUUGUGAGGGCACAACAGUUGAAGAGAAUUUACUUGAUUCAGUUCUAGCAACAUUGGUUUGUAAAGAUGAAGUUACAUCCGGACGUGCUUUCUUGGAGGCAAAUACUUCCCCUGAAUCAUGCCAAAGGUUGCUUAAAAUGUGGAAUAGGUUGAGGCCUUCAACUCAAAAAAUUUUGUCACUAGCUGCUGAAGUAAAGACCCAUAAGAAAGACAAGGAACAUCUCUGGCUAAACCUUAGUAAAGCUGAAGAAGAGGUGAAAGUUCUGUUUGAAGAAAACAGCAUAUUGGAUGAGGCGAACCGAAAAUUAUUGAGGCAAUCCCGUGAAGGAAAGAACCUCCAUGAUUCUGGUGGGAAGCAUACUGGCAGUGCAUCUGCAAAGACAAACAAAAGAAAAUUGAGUCCCGAGAUAUGCAGCCCGAUUGAGAAGAAGAUUAACUUUACCGAUCCAGAUUCAGCAAGAAAACCUCUGUCACCAUUGCAAGAUAGGACCUAACUUAUUGUCCAUUGAUUAUUCUUUGUAUCAAUGGUGGUGUUUUAAGUAGAUUUACAGAGAGCUUUUCUGAAGCUACAAUCUAUGUAGUUUGUUAGUUAUAUAGUUUCAAACACUGGAAUGAAAUUCUUAAUCAUUUUCAUCA
This is a messenger RNA of Hibiscus syriacus, 1261 nucleotides long. Its product is annotated as myocardial zonula adherens protein-like. The transcript is spliced from 8 exons. NCBI's taxonomy places the organism in Eukaryota, Viridiplantae, Streptophyta, Magnoliopsida, Malvales, Malvaceae. The record is from RefSeq and is a predicted model, not a curated record. Bases 151 to 1119 code for a protein of 322 amino acids.